AUGGCAUUUCGCAAGCUCCUCCUCCCCCUCGUCCUGCUCGCCCUGUUCACCGCUGCGGAAGGGGCUCGUCCCAGGUAUGUGCCCCGCACUAGGAGGGCUCUCGAGAACCGUACCUGCCCCGACCGACACGGCGCUAAAACAAACCUCAAGACGUGCGCGUUACACUCUGUGUCCGACAAUCGCGCGGAGUGGCGGGGCGGGUGUCUGACGCAGAUGGUCGCGGUUGGAGAAGAAGCGUUGGUCCCAGUGACGUCAAAUGUGACACCGAAAUUGUAUGCAGCGCUAUAUGCACCUAAGGGCGUGGUCCCAUACGUCAAGGCAGACUCCAGGAUGUAA
Messenger RNA from Closterium sp. Yama58-4, 336 nucleotides. NCBI's taxonomy places the organism in Eukaryota, Viridiplantae, Streptophyta, Zygnematophyceae, Desmidiales, Closteriaceae. The record is from the annotation of a GenBank genome assembly.